Diaporthe amygdali is the source of this 2085-nucleotide messenger RNA. RefSeq lists its product as uncharacterized. Gene Ontology annotation, molecular function: oxidoreductase activity, acting on paired donors, with incorporation or reduction of molecular oxygen; heme binding; iron ion binding. The record is from RefSeq and is a predicted model, not a curated record. Lineage: Eukaryota; Fungi; Ascomycota; Sordariomycetes; Diaporthales; Diaporthaceae. The transcript is spliced from 6 exons. Bases 1 to 2085 code for a protein of 694 amino acids.
AUGCUGAACGAGGUGCUACUUGUUCAGUAUAGGCGUGAGCUUGUCCAAAUCGAGCAGCAAACUGUGGGCGUGCAGCAGAUAAUGAGACCAUACUUCCGGUUCGAAGGCCCGAUCAUCCGUAUCAACCCAGGGGAACUGCACUGCAAUGACCCAGACUUCGCCGACGAGGUCUACGCCUCUGGAAACCGGAAGAGAGACAAGCCAGAACUGUAUGUGAGCCAUUUGACAGGGGCGAACCAGGUCUCGAGCUUUGCCACAACAAACCACGACCUACACCGCCUUCGUCGUGACCCCCUCAGGAAGAAGUUCUCCAUCGCUCAGGUGUCCAAGCUAGAAACCGAGGUACACGCCCUUGCACAACGCCUUGGAGAUAAAAUACUCGCCAGCAGGGCCGUCUUUGAUGUUCAGGACGCAAUGAGCUGUCUCAGCUCGGACGCGGCAUCUUUGCAGGUCUUCGGCGAGCCAUUCGGCUUCGUGGAGCAGCAGCAAGGAUUCCAGCCAAACUUGAAGCGUGCAAGCUACGCCAUAUUCACGACCUACUUUGUUUUCCGGUGGAUACCGCCACUGAAGUGGCUGUUUGGCUACGGUGGGCGAUGGUUCGCGCCAUUUUUGCCCGAGGAAGUGGCUCAGUUCCAGCAUCUCAAUGAUGUAGAAUUUCCUCGCAGAUUCCAGCAGGCUAAGGCCGAGCAUGAGGCGGGAAUUUCCAAGCAACGCCAGACGGUCUUUGAUGUUCUCCUCGAGUCAGACUUACCCGAGCAGGAAAAGAAGGACAAGAGGAUCACGGGUGAAGUUGUUGCUAUUCUACUCGCCGGCACGGAGACGACUAGCUGGGCAUUGACUGUUCUAACAUUCUACAUCCUCAUGGACAGGAAAGUCCUCGACAAGCUCACAGAGGAGCUGGCGAGAGUGGUGGAGUCACCUUCUUGGCUUCCCAAAUGGUCUGCUCUGGAACAGCUGCCCUACCUCAAUGCAGUUGUUCAUGAAGGUUUGCGCCUCUCCUACGGUGUGGUUCAGAGAAUACCACGCGUACCGACGCAAGAAGAUCUUCUUUAUCAUGGAUCGUGGACACCGCUACAAUCCAACUCCGCUCCGACUCAGGUCAGCUACACGAUACCAAAGGGGUACGCUGUCAGCAUGUCUAACAAUAUGACACAUCAUAAUGAAUCCGUGUUCCCAGAUUCGCAUCGGUUCCUUCCAGAGCGGUGGCUUCGCGAGGAUGGGAGCCGGAGCAAGAAUCUUGAACGACAUCUCAUGUCGUUUAACCGAGGCAGUAGAAUCUGUCUUGGAAUGCAAACUGACUCUUACUGGAGGGCUCCUGGGCGGAUCCUCGCACACAUCUUGAACUUUGCUCUCACCAUCUUUUCGGCGGUUCGGUUAUACGUCAAGCUCGUUGCACGGCGUGACCGGUUUCUCCUUGAAGAUUAUGCCUUCAUCGCAGCAUGGGCCAUGACCGCGUUGAUCAUCAUCGGGGUCCUCAUGCUCACCCAUUAUGGCGAAGGAUAUCACGUCUGGGAGUUGAGUCAGUCACAGUACCGAGAUUUCCUUUUGUGGCUCUACAUUUGCACGGUUGUUUAUGGACCCGCUGCGUUUGCGACCAAGGUGACGUUGCUGUUGCUUAUAGCACGCAUCUUUGCUGUGAAGGAGCUUGUAUCCAAGGCAUUGCGGUGGUUCAUGAUCGGCCUAGGAAUAGUCUAUUCGGGCAUCCAAAUCCCCAAGGUUAUGGUGUGCACGCCUAUUUCAGCAUACUGGGAGAUCACUGCCAAAGUGGGUGUGACUGGGCAGAACCCCUAUUGCCUCAAUCAAUCGCACAUCUUCAUUGCCGAUAUAUCUGUGGCCGUGCUGACGGACUUCAUCAUCCUCAUUGUCCCUAUUCCCUUGGCUCUAUCCAUGAAUUGUCUUUCAUUCAAGCAGAAAGUGCAGAUUAUAUUACUUCUUAGUGCCGGUGGGGCUGCAACGGCGACAACGAUAUAUCGAAUGGUGAAGGUCAUCCAGUUCCUGGGAUCGACCGACCCCACCGCAGACUUUACAGUUUUAUCUAUUUUCACCGCCAGCGAAUGUGCCACGGACGUCGAGGUCCUCAUAUAG